AUGCCGAAGAACCUCUCGGUGGAACAUCAAAUUUGUAAAGCGGCCUCUAAGACCAUCAAUUACAUCUCGGCCGCCCUCUACAUCCUGCCAGUCAUGUUUUUUGGGCUUUUAUUCCUUCUGGUCUGCAGUCAACGCCGUGCUUUUCACCCAAUUUUCAGUUGCCAUUUCAUCCUCUUCCUGGCCGCCUACAUCAGCUGUGACAUUGUCUAUUUGCCGUACAAGCUGUUCUCCGUAUCCGAUCCAUCCUCCCCGACUACCGUAGCCCUGGGUACGGCCAGUGAUACGCUCUAUUUCCUCAUCGCACCCCUCGGAUCGUGCUGUAUUUUGGAGCGUUUCGUGGCUACCGUAUCCUACCGUAACUACGAGAAGCGACGGCCAUGGUAUUUGUUGAUCGUCACACCGCCGAUAUGCCUCGCCUUCGCGCUGGCCAUGGCACUUCAAUAUGUUGACAGCGACGAUUUUUCCGAUUUUGUCGACAAGAGUCUUUGUGUGUUGUCGAUUUUUAACCUUUUGAGCUUAUUAUGCCUCUAUCUCGUCAAUCGGGGCUGUAUUCGGAAAAUGGCCGACGAGAAACGGCAGAAAAGCCUGACGAUGCGAUAUCAGUUGGCGGAGAAUGUGAAGGCCGUAAAUCUGAUGCUACCACUCGUUUUGGUUGACAACAUAAUCACGGUAGUGGAUAUGGUAUUCUACGGUAUCUGGUUUGUUGACAGCCUUUUCGACCCAUCACUAUGCCGCGAAAUUGAGGGCUAUCGAUUUUUCUGGUUGUUAGGAUCGACGUUGAGCUACCUCCUCGAAGCCGUCAUGCCGUUAAUCAUUAUCUUUGGGCACGAAUUGUGUAAAAAGCGGCUGGCCAGGUGGCGUCGUCAAUACUUCCCUCAUCUGUGUACCUCGACGAGAAAGAAAAUGCUGAUACGACCCCAGUCCAGAAAAACAAAGCUGCGCAACGUGCUCGGCGAGGAGAUUGUGCAGGAUUUAUCGAUCGAGGAGUAUUUCGAUAGAUUGAAGGCCCAGUGCUCGUUUUUUUUGGGACUUUCCAAGCCAUUUCCGUGGAAAGUCCGUACCACACAUCUCCUCGAAGUCGUCUGGCAACAGCGUAGCGAGCAUACCGUC
Mesorhabditis spiculigera is the source of this 1110-nucleotide messenger RNA. The record is from the annotation of a GenBank genome assembly. Lineage: Eukaryota; Metazoa; Nematoda; Chromadorea; Rhabditida; Rhabditidae.